UUCUGUAUCGUCCUCGUAGGAGUUGCAAUAGACCACAGGCUAUGUUUAAAGAAGCAUAUGCCUUCAACAUAACAUAUAUGAAUUAACUUUUAACUACUUAUCUUAUUAUUUACAAAAGAGUUAGAAUAUGAUUCAAUUGUUAACUUCGAAUUUUCAUCAGUAAUAAGAAUGAAUCAGUCAGAUCUGGUGCGAAAAUUAAAUUUAUUAAGCAUGGAGAGGGGCCAUCAGUUUGAAAUGUCCGUUAAAUGUAGUUCAGUCUUGUUUUAAUUUCCGUUUGGCGGCACCUAACUUUCACCCGCCAUUAAAAAAGGACGUGACGUUGUCAGAUGGAACAGUUGAUGAAAUCGUUACAUAUUUUUUUUACAUAUCUGAAUGAACUUAACCUCAAAUGGCAUAACAAUAUCGAGAAAGCUGCAAAACCCCUUAAUGCUUUUAGAAAUCAAGCAGAACAGCUGAGACUUGUGAAAAAGUUUGAAGACAAUGACGAUAAUGCAGAACUUCCAAACCUGAAAAGUAGGCUAAUAUCAAAGAUUAAGUUGGGUGUGGAAGAGGAAUUAUCAUUACUGAAAGAGAUAUUAAAAGAGUUUGAGAUAAGCAACAAGGAUCUGAAGAAGAAGUUGGUGUUUGUGGAACAGAGGUGUGAGGCUGUGGAGACUGAGGCAAUGUUGCGAGGCACCGCAACUCAACCUGCCCCCUACCUCAUGGUCGAGUGGGCAGAAGAUGCCUGGAGACUGUACCACGCAUUUUAUAUUCAAAUAUAUGGUGCAUUAAGGUGCCUGAACUGUGAAGACGAGGAUUCUGUCGUAAGAUUUCAGACAGCCUUCCAAGAAGAUGCCAAAAUGAAAUGUCACAUUGAGCGAAUGUUGGCUUAUACGAAGUUCUUUGUGGAAGGAUUCUGAUGUCCUUUUGCAUCAUUUUCAGAUUGCAGGUUUAAAGUCCUAAUUGUGGUACAAUAAUUUUAUUGUUUCAUUUUAUAACUUGUUUCGUGUGUGUAUUCCAGUACUGUUGCAUAUGUUGGCAAAGAAGCAAAAUAACAUUAAAAUAAUUAAAAUUGUCAUUUACUAAGUUUUUACACCUUCAAGAUUCAGUAAAAUGUCAAUAAACUAAUCGAGAAGAA
This is a messenger RNA of Zootermopsis nevadensis, 1117 nucleotides long. RefSeq lists its product as uncharacterized. Lineage: Eukaryota; Metazoa; Arthropoda; Insecta; Blattodea; Termopsidae. The record is from RefSeq and is a predicted model, not a curated record. Gene Ontology annotation, cellular component: cytoplasm; nucleus.